Messenger RNA from Candoia aspera, 939 nucleotides. RefSeq names its product cornichon family AMPA receptor auxiliary protein 2 (gene CNIH2). Lineage: Eukaryota; Metazoa; Chordata; Lepidosauria; Squamata; Candoiidae. The record is from RefSeq and is a predicted model, not a curated record. Gene Ontology annotation, cellular component: endoplasmic reticulum membrane; synapse; COPII-coated ER to Golgi transport vesicle. Bases 24 to 506 code for a protein of 160 amino acids. The transcript has 6 exons. Gene Ontology annotation, biological process: regulation of AMPA receptor activity; endoplasmic reticulum to Golgi vesicle-mediated transport.
CACCUGCCCGCCCCCCGCCCGCCAUGGCCUUCACCUUCGCCGCCUUCUGCUACAUGCUCACGCUGGUCCUCUGCGCCUCGCUCAUCUUCUUCGUCAUCUGGCAUAUAAUCGCCUUUGACGAAUUGCACAUAGAUUUUAAGAACCCCAUCGACCAGGGCAAUCCAGCCAGGGCAAGAGAAAGGUUGAAAAAUAUCGAACGCAUCUGUUGCCUUUUGCGAAAGCUCGUGGUCCCCGAAUACUCUAUCCAUGGCCUUUUCUGUCUGAUGUUUCUCUGUGCAGCUGAAUGGGUGACUUUGGGACUGAAUAUUCCCCUGCUGUUCUACCAUUUGUGGAGGUACUUUCACCGCCCAGCAGAUGGUUCAGAAGUGAUGUACGAUGCCGUUUCCAUCAUGAAUGCUGACAUCUUAAAUUAUUGCCAGAAGGAAUCAUGGUGCAAACUGGCUUUUUAUUUGUUGUCCUUCUUCUAUUACCUGUACAGUAUGGUUUAUACGCUGGUGAGUUUCUAAUCGAGCCAACCAAAGGGGCAGGACCCUCCAGACAGUCCCCUUUAGGUCCUCUGGGAUGGAUCCACCCCCCCUUCCUCCUGGAUCCUGAAAAGAGAGGCCGAGCUGGACCCACCCACGCCUGAAGCUGGUAAAGCCGGAAGCCUGCCACCGUCUUCAAGAGGUGGGGCCGUGAUUCUGCUUUCCCGUCCUGCGUUCCAGAAAACAUCCCCCGGUUACGCAUUGGGAGAACGAACACCAGCACCCUCCCCACGGCUGGACACUUCCCGUUGCAUCCCUCCUAAAUUUGGGGGGAAGUCUGCAAGUGGAUUUGGGGUGCAGAAGGGGCCUGGGGAGGGCAAAAGGUGGGCGUCAUCUCUGCCUCCCAUUUAACACGGGGCAGACCCCUUCUCCCACUCCAUCUUCGCCCCUGGGUUGGACUGAUUCCUGCCUUGCC